UCUCUGUAAUCUACAGGAUCUAUAUACGCGUAUACGAUUGAAGAACGUGACCUCGUACUGCCCUGUUCAUUGAAGAUCCUUACAGUAGGUGUCAUAGAUGGUUUUGAUGCCACACUACAGAGUACGUACUACGCCGAUCAUCUAGAAAGCUUUGACUACCGCGUCCCCUUGCGCUAUCAAGUUGGAUAGACGGGCGCAAGGCCUUUGCACCUUCAAAGAAGCUGCGGUAUCCCAAAACGCAAACUUAGGGUAAGCUGCAGUAUGAGUAACCAUUGUUCCAUUACCUUCUAUAUCUCCAUCUCAUCUAUGUCCGCCUAUAAGAGCCUUUUACCUAGCUCCCCGUUUCCCAGGCGCAGGUGGCACAAUAUUGGUGAGUCUGUGGAUGCGCGGGCAUAGGUGCGGGGCGGGCCGCAAGACUUGAUAAGCGCCCAUUUAUUUGCAGACCAACGCCAAGCCCUUGCCGCUCUUGACUGGCAAGUUAACAAUGAGUGGGCCAAUUUCCAACUGAUCCAUAGCGCCUGCUGAAACAGCCUGACUUUACCAUUCAUUCUAAUAACUAAGGCUGGAGCGGGGGAUGUGUAUCCUACCGCUCCUCGUCUGAAGUUUUCCCUUUGGUCUGACUCGAAAAUGUUCAUUUUCAAGGAAAACACUUUGCCUCAUCCCGCACUUGCUAUGUAUUCCUUAUGGCCGCUCACCUUCCUCGCCGCGUUCAGUGCGAGUAUCGAUGCCCUCAACAACAGCUAUUUCCUAGUACCUCCAGGUGGGGGACCCUUUGGGAAUUAUGAUGCCAAUUCAAAAUAUGAGGUCGGAAUGAACCUCAACAUUAAAUGGCAGUCAGACCUUGAGACAACGGACCUCGUAUUGCAGCAGGACUAUCCUGCGACGAGGAAGGCCUACGUGCUUAUAUCUGACACGAAGUCCAAAAGUGUCAACUGGGAAGUGAGCUUCUACAAUUUCGCGACUAGCGAUGGCAAUGGCAAUGACGCUGUAUUCUAUCUGACACUGUUCGGUGCCGGACAUGACGAUACGAUCAUUACAACUUGCCACUAUUUCAACAUCACUGUCCCUAAGGUGUCGUCGACAACGAGUGCGCCCACAGUCAACCCUACUUCAACAUCAUCAUCACCAUCAUCAACAUCAUCAUCACCAUCAUCGUCAUCACCAUCAUCAUCAUCAUUAGCAGCAGCAGCAGCGACAGAAGCAGCAGCAACACCACCAACUUUAGAGCCGGAACCAAACCCCCACCCGGGACCGUCCACUGGAACAGUUGCAGGUAUUGCAGUCGGCGCGACACUUGCUGGUCUUUUGGUACUCGGUGGACUGGGAUUCCUUGUCUGGAGACAUUUUUCUAAAAAGAAAUCUACCGGGCAAUGCACGUUAGGCCACCAAGCUCCUCCGCCAGUCGAGGAAUACUAUAAGCCUCCAGUAGCGGGUAGAGGAUGGAAUCAGUUCUCACCGCCUCCCCAGACUCUUGCAGAGGAUCCUAGAGGUCUCUACGAGGUUCCUAGACAGCCCCUGUCGCGUUCUCAGGGUCCUAAUGGGAUUUAUGAGGCAGCUUGACCGCAGAGAGGAGCAGCUGGAAAGAAUCAAAAGACGGUCCGGCCGAGGUCGUCAUCCAUGUAGUAUAGAUCGGGCUUAGGUAAACGACGAGGUAGGAAGGUGUUUUUUCUUCGGUAUAGCAGCAUUGAUAUUAAAUCAGGUUAUUCGCAGUUCUUUUGCAAAUGUCCAGAUACCCUCUACUAUCUAGUAUCUAAUGAUCCCAUGCUAUUCUAGGUCUAUUUAAGAUAAUGUAUCUAUUUACUAAAAUAAGACUUAAAUAAGAAGAG
Pseudogymnoascus verrucosus is the source of this 1826-nucleotide messenger RNA. RefSeq lists its product as uncharacterized. The transcript has 2 exons. NCBI's taxonomy places the organism in Eukaryota, Fungi, Ascomycota, Leotiomycetes, Thelebolales, Thelebolaceae. The record is from RefSeq and is a predicted model, not a curated record. Bases 628 to 1560 code for a protein of 310 amino acids.